Messenger RNA from Eimeria acervulina, 2223 nucleotides. RefSeq lists its product as hypothetical. The transcript has a single exon. The record is from RefSeq and is a predicted model, not a curated record. The coding region runs from base 1 to 2223 and encodes 740 amino acids. NCBI's taxonomy places the organism in Eukaryota, Apicomplexa, Conoidasida, Eucoccidiorida, Eimeriidae.
AUGGGGGAGUCAGAGCCAUUCUGCUGCAGCUGUCGCAGCUGCAGCAGCGGCAGCAGCAGUACCAGCAGUAGCAGCAGCAAGGGCGGUAGCAGCAGCAGCAGCUGCAGCUGCUGCUGCAGCAACAGCAGCAACAGCAGAAGCAAGUUUGAACAGGCCUCAGAGACGUUACAGUCAGGCACAUGCAAUUCGCCUAUCGUGAAUGUCUUGCGUUGGGCGUACAGUCGGCUCUGCUCCCCGCUGCUGCUGCAGUUGCUGCUGCUGUUGCUGCUGGUGUUGCUGCUGGUGCAGGAGCAGCAGCUGCGGCUCCUCUAUCUGCACGGCACCGAAGCCAUAGAUGCUCUCAAUGCAUGCAAUGGAGAUACACUUCAGGGUAGAGGCCCCGAUGUGUUUGCUUUGGGUCAACGAGCUGCAGUUGCUGCUGGCAGGAUUAGCGGGUGCCCUGGUGCAGCAGCUGCUGCUGCUUCUUCUAUGACUACUGAAGGCAGCAGCUGGUCCAGUCAGCUGCUGAUGCUCUUACCGAGCCUAGAGCCACUGCCACAGCACCUCAUGCAGCAGCAGCAGCAGCAGCAGCGUCGCGCUGUUGCUUUGCUGCCGUUCGAGCAGCAGCAGGAGUGCUUGAGGCUUCGAUGGCUUUCUCUAAUUGCUGCUGCCGUUGCUGCUGCUGCUCUUCUCUCCGAGGUGAUCCCGCUCUUGUUUCGCUGUAUGUGGCUGUCCUUGCGUCUAUUGCUUUCUCCUUUCUUCCUCAUCAAACAGCAGCAGCAGCAACAACAGCAGCAGCAGCAGAAACAGCAGCAGCAGCAGCAGCAAUUGAACAACAUGUCUGAAGGAAAGCUCAUGAACUGCGCCGCCUCGGACAGCAGCAGUGUUCGCUGUUUGAGUGUGCAGGCACAAGAACAACAGCAAAAGCAGCAGCACCAGCACCAGCAGCAGCACCACCGGCGGCGGCAUUUGGAGCAGCAGCAGCAGCAGCAGCAGAAGCAGCAGCAACGGACAAACAAGGCCCCUCCUCGCGGCUGCUUUCGUCAUGAGAUGCUGUUGAGGUCUUCUCCUUUUUGUGUCUCCCCAAAGAACAGCAGCAGGGCGCACAGCACUUCAUCGCAGCAGCACUCACCUCAACCCGAGCAGCAGCAGCAGCGGCAGCAGCAGCAGCAGCAGGAAGGGCUUCAGCAGAAACAGCAAGACCCCGGUGUCUGCAUGCACACUGGAAGCUGCUGCUGCGAGAAGUGCCGCACAUUAAGGGAGGCAAAAUGCAUAGGGGCUGUAGGGGGCCUAGUCAAACGCAGAAGCAGCAGCAACUUGCUGCUGCUGCAGAACAGCAGCAACAGCAGCAACGGCAACAGUAGCAGCAGCAACUGGUGGAAUGGCAACCGAACAGAAGCAAAAGCAUUCUCUGUUUCUCCUGCCUCUUCUUCUUUUUCUGGAAGUGCGUAUCUUCCUGCUGCUGUUGCUGCAGCAGCAGCAGCAACAGCAGCAGCAGCAGCACCACCACCACCACCAACUACUGGGGGAUUCAGGAGGAGAGCGAAAUACUUUUACAUUGGAGACUCAAAGGACUCCUCUGAUGCUGAAGUGAGCAGCAGCAGCAGCAUAAGCAGCAGAAACAGAAACCGGUAUACCGGUAGCAGCGACAGCGACAUCAGCAGCAGCCGCAGCAGCAGCAACAGCGGCCACAGCAGCAAUAGCAGCCAUAGCAGCAACAGCAGCAGCCCAAGGCGCAGUCGCAACAUCUCACGCUGCGAAAGCCCUCCAGAAGCACAAAACAGCAGCACACCCCUUUCGAGUAAGUCAGCCCCGUCUGGAAUGCACAGGCUGCUGCUGCAGCACCAGCAACAGCAGCGGCUGCAGCAGCGGCAGCGGGAACUGCAGCAAGGGCAGAUGGAACAGCAGCUGCAACAGCAGCGGAAGCACCUGCUGAACCGGUUGCAGCAGCACGCUGAAUGGCUAGGAGAGCAGCAGCACGGGUCGCCGCUGCAGCACCUGCAGCAGCAACAGCAGCAACAGCAGCAACAGCUGCUGCAGCUGCAGCAGCAACAACGGCAGCAGCAACAUCAGCAACAGCAGCAACAGCAGCAGCAGCUGCAGCAGCUGCAGCAGCUCACAGAGCAGCAUAUGCUGCAGGCAGAGGAAGCUGAGAGACAACGUGAGACGGAAAGGCUAAAGGCGCUGUUGCUGCAGGACACACAAAGAGAAAUGAUGUCUAGAGAGAAGGAACCUAGACCCUAG